Messenger RNA from Oenanthe melanoleuca, 4245 nucleotides. It is a transcript of the gene ISX, whose product is annotated as intestine specific homeobox. Bases 405 to 1331 code for a protein of 308 amino acids. The transcript has 5 exons. The record is from RefSeq and is a predicted model, not a curated record. Gene Ontology annotation, molecular function: RNA polymerase II transcription regulatory region sequence-specific DNA binding; DNA-binding transcription factor activity, RNA polymerase II-specific. Lineage: Eukaryota; Metazoa; Chordata; Aves; Passeriformes; Muscicapidae. Gene Ontology annotation, biological process: regulation of transcription by RNA polymerase II.
AAACAGGAUUUACCAACAAGAGGCAACCCUUCCCAGGGCAUUUUUCUCCUGGGUCUGCAAGGAGCACACCUCCUCCUGGAAUGGCAAUACGAUCGUUCAGAGCUCCGUAAACACGAGAGGCAGGGGGAAUGCUGAGCACUGGGUGGGGUUGGAAAGACUUUUAACCCCCACUUCCAACAGUGCCCUGGCCAGACGCAGGAGUGCAGGUGCUGGUGGAAGGUGACCAGCAGCGAGGAGCAGGCGGGUGUGUGGGCUGUGGGUCGCCUCUGUUUCUCCUCCCAGCGCUGCCGCGGGUGCCCCGGGCACGGGUGGGGAGGGACACGCACCAUCCCAGCCGCUUGUGCCCCGGGCUGUGCGGGACCCAGCGCAGCACCGCAGCGCUCCGCGUCCCACUGGGCAGGAAUAUGACGGACCCCCGGCUGUGUGCUGGACACAGGAAGCCCAGCCUGUCCUUUUCCAUUGAGGAAAUCUUGAAGAAACCUUCUGCCAGCACUGCCCUGCACGGUGAGACCAGAAACAGAAGUAGCUACGCUGAGAGACCUCCGUCCCUAAAAGCAGGGUCACCCGUGGCCUUCAAUUCCAGCAGCCGGAGUCAGUCUGACUGUGACUUACCUUCAGCCAAAAUGCUUCUUCCCACCACAUGUGCUACACCCAUGGCCAAAGCAAGGAGAGUGCAGGCAACUCACUGCAGAAGACCUACUGCAGUGACACCUGCAGUGUCCUUCCUGGGUGAGGACACAGGACGUGAACGUCUGGAAGGCAAAAGAAAACAUGAGGAAGAGGAAGAUCAGCUAUGUGGUUUCCCAGUGGACCAUUCACUUCAUGCUGAGAGGAAAGGGAAACGAAGAAUCCGGACAACGUUCACGGCUGAGCAGCUGCAGGAACUGGAGAAAAUUUUCCAAGUGACUCACUACCCGGAUGUCCAUAUUCGCAAUCAACUGGCUGCAAAGAUAAACCUCCCAGAAGCCAGAGUUCAGAUCUGGUUCCAAAAUCAGCGAGCAAAGUGGAGGAAACAUGAAAAGUUUGGCAACUUUGGUGGCCUUCAGCAUCUGACAGAAGUUGAUUUUGUUCCUGCUCCCAAGUCAGAUAUCAUAGCUCCUAGCUUGAUGCCAAGAAGGCUCUCUGCUUCCUUUCCUGCCAUGGGAUACUACUCACCCCUGCAAGGACAGCUGACACCUGCCUGGCUGCCCAGCUCGCUCUCCUUCUCUCCCUCCCACAUGGAGCUGCUGCCCUUCCCAAAACCAUACUUGCUGUUCAAUGUCCUGCCCCCCUACAGCUCUCUGCUGCCCCACAAGCUGGACAGGAGCAGUGUGUGUGCCAGCUCCUCAUAGAGGAGGACACGGGGCAUGGGGCCUUUGGGGAUGUCCCCAUGUCCUCCGUGGGGGUGUGUGGAUGCUCUCCUCAAACAAACCUGCUGGGAUGAUGGGUGGCAGAGGUGCCAGGUCACCGUGCUGGAGGAGGGCUGCCAGGAGCUGCUGCAGCCCUGUGGAUGUGGGCAAGAGGCACCAAGGACCAGAAAGGAGCUCCUCAUCUCCCUGAGGAGCUGGACACUCCAUGGAAACCCAACACUUCAAGCAAGAGCCUCUCCCCUGCAGGACAGUGCACCAGGCAGCCCUGCAAAAGGACUGGGAUUUUACUCAGCCACAAGGCAUUGGAUGGCCCUAUUGCACUGGUGGCUUGGGGCAGGAAAGAUGCCUGGGAUAAAGUCUGCAUAGGCCUAAGGUCCAGCCAAAAGUGCUUUUCUCUGCAGAUUUUGGUCACUUUCCUCAUACAUUCUGGUCUCCAUGUACUGGGCUGCUGCAAAGAACACGUUUAGGUCAAAAAUCAAAGUUUCAAGAUACUUUUUUUUUUUUCCCGAGUAGUCAACCAGGUGGGGGGGGAGGGCAUGGUGUUGAUUUGCUGUCUGUGUUUUUGAGUCAAAUAAAGGGGACAAACACAAUCUGAGCUGAAAUAUGACAGUCUGAACUCUGGAUUUGGUACUGCAAGUCUCUGGGGGCAAGAGAAUUCUUCAGCUGGUUAAUUAAAAUGCUUAUGAGGAAGCUUCUCAUUUUUUGACCUAAAUUAAGAAAGCUCCAAAACUCCCCCAGAAACAAUAAAAAAAGAGACAGCCUGAGUUUAAUCUGCUAGGACUAAUAGGAUGAUAUGACCCCACAGUUUAGAUUAAUUGUAGAUAAAUAAUGAGAUCAGCCUGCCCAUUUAUGAAAUAUCUCUGUUAUUUACAUAAUACUCAUCCCCUUCCUUUUCUCUCCCCUGCUUAUCCAGGGUCCAGUCCUGCUUCCACUAAUGUCUGCACUGUAUAUCCUUAUUCUUCCACAAGACCUUAUCCUCAUACCUGCCUGGAUCUGAGUUUUCUAUUGUCUUCAUUCCUGUCAUCUUAUCAGUCACCUGAAGGAUACUCAGGUCAAGUUGAGGGCUGAACUUCAGCUACAGCAAAUAGCUUAAACACUUAACUGAUUAAAAUCAACACAAAUGAGUUGUGGUGUUCACCUGAUGCAACUUCAGAUGACUGCAUUGUAGCCACACACACACACCCCCUCUCAAGUUAAGGACCUUGAGCUUACUUUGAAGAAGAAAGAGUGAUCACAGCGAGGUUCUGAAUCACUCAUUAGUGCAGUUUCUGGAACCUGACUUGUCCUUACGCAAUGGUUAUCUGGAAUACAGGCAUAUAAUCAUCUAAAGCUAAGGGGACAUGUCUCUGCACAAUAGCCCAGGGAUUCAGGCCAGCACCUCCACUGAGACAGCUUUUCCUGCAGGAAUAUUUCUUCAGCCUAGAGAAGGAUUGUGGGAUGAUCACAUGACUGUUUUCCUUGGUCAGGAUAUGGAGCAGCUUAGGAUGCUACUUUUACAUUUUUUAAUGUUCUGAUGUUUCCACAUCGUGCCAGGUUGGACACACCAGUCCUUGGGACAUCCUCAACUCUGCAGCUCUUCAGACAUACAGGAUUGCUUUGGGCAAACAUAUCUUAAACCUGGCAAAUAGUUACAUGAGGGAGAAGUCAUCCAAGGAUGACCACACAGGACAUGAGUAUAGAAAUGUUGUCAUAGUUUCAUCCUAACCUUCACAUAAUAUCAAGUGAUUCAAAUGACAGGGUUUCCAGGGCCCCUGGGGAACACUCCUGCAGUCUCACAGCUCCCCGUGACAUUCCACUUGCAUUUUCCAUAUGACAGCUUCAACCUUUAAUCUUCCCUAAAACCCCUUGUGACCUGAACAAUUUCUCCCUCUGGCUUGUGGCCUCGAUUUCUGUUUUCACACUGACUUUUUGGUAAGAGAAAGAGUAAGAGAGCCCAGGGGCCUCUAGGAAGUUUUCCUUUUAAGGUUUCUAUUGUUGUUUUGUGGGAGUAGCUAGAAAAGAGAGCUGGGGUUUUGAGGGGGUUGUUUACUCUUAAAGGUUUCUCUUUUUUCCUUUUUUCUCCUGUUUUUACCACGUGUUUUGAUCACAGUGAAAAAGAGAGCAUGCAGAGAGGGUGAUGCCUACUCUGCAAUUCCACGUGGGUACACACUAAACCCUGGGUCAAAAAAACUUUGAUUUAAAGCAGCCAAACAUCUGGUUCCUCAUGCUUUUUGUCCUGUUCCCACUCUGUGCUCUGACCUGACUUUGCUGAGUGACUGUAAAAUGUCCUUUCUCUAUUCCCUCACAUCUCCCCUUAACCUGGACAGUGGGUCUCACUAAGGGCCUGGUUCUGUUCUCUUGCUCUGCUUACAUUUGGCCCCUGUGUAGCUGGAUUUGACUUUGGUAUGAGAAAACACUAUCACUUCUAGCUCAGGAACCACCAAAUGAGCCAAUGUCUGUGCAUCUCAGGGAGAUCAACACAGAAGACUCGGUGUAAAUAAGGGCUUAAUUCAAAAUAAAGUGAUCAGUGAAUUAAUUCAGAUGGGCUUUUAUCCAACCAGGAGAGUUUGGCUCUUCCAAGAAGAUCUGCUGUGACACUUCCUCCCUGCUUGUGUCCUUGUGGAAAUCUGCUCUCUUCCUGGGACAGCUUUACCCCACUUCCAGGACAUGUUCUUGCUUUUGCUGAAAUCCAUAAUUUACAGUGUCUGUACAAAGAUACCAGCACAGAAUGAUUUUAUUUUGAAGCAGCUAACAAUAAAAACUCACCUCCUGACCUCCUGAAGCCCAGCAGAAUGAAGAGGGUGGGAAGGGAAAAUGCCUUUCAUUGCAGGUCUUCAAAGCUGGAGCUUCUGAAAGGACUCUGGAGUUUGAUCAAAAAUGAACCUGGUAUCAAAGCCACAAGGUGGGUUUAGAUUAA